AUGGAGAGCUAUCGGGUUUGCCAUGUUCUAAUUGUCGACAAGUCGAUUCAGGUUCUUUGUGCCGAUUUGCAGACAACCCUAGACGCAGGUUUAAAAAGAGAGCCCACGGAGAAUGGCCUCCUGGUUACGUUUGAGGACCCAGCGCAGCACAACCAGGAGAAAAUGGAGUCUCCCUCGGUGACCCCUGGGAUACUGAAUCCCAUUUCGCCAGACGUUCAUCCCGACUGGACGUUGUUUGAGCGGCCACCGCUGCCAGCAGACGAUCUUGAAUAUUUGCAAAAGAAGGGAGCUCUAAUCGUCCCGGAGACAGCCCUGAUGGUCGACCUACUGACCGCAUAUUGCGACUGGAUACACCCUCAGCUGCCCAUUAUCGAUUUACACUCAUUCCUAAGAUCCCUGAGCGGCAACGGCUCUAAGGCGAGCAUUCUUUUACUCCAGACCGUCCUGUUUACGGGCGCAGCCCACGUCGCAGAGGAAGCAAUCAACUCAUACGGGUUUGCCUCCCGGGACUGUCUACAAGAAACACUAUAUCAGCGGGCAAAGCUUCUCUGUCACUUUGAAGCGGAGAGAGAUGUUUUAGUUCUCGCCCAGGCUCAUCUUCUGAUGUCAGUCAGCCACCAAUGCUCGAAGGCGAGUACAAUCUGGCAUGCCCAAGCUCACCUCUUUGUCCAGAAGCUCGGACUGGAAGACAAGAGAACUUAUUUGGUAGUAAAGUCCGCCCUAUCGAGGCUAUAUAAGAGGCUAUGGUGGUCCUUGUUUGUGCGAGACUAUACGCUCAAGAUGGAGAUUGGAGCUGCUCAACAUUUCCAGGAGACAUCUUAUCAAGUCCCGGACUUGACACUUGACUGCUUCGAUACCUCGGCGUUUCCGUUGUUUGCUCAACAAAUGCUCCCACGAGCCAAGAUUUUGAAAGAGACACAUCUAUAUCUCCGAUUAGCAUGGUUGGCGAUUCAAAAGGCCGAACUGGUAUGCCACCUGCGCGAGAUCUAUAUGGUGAGAUCCCAGGGCGAUCGGGCACGAUAUCACCGCAUAUUCAGGUUUCUGGAGCAGAACCUAUCGGCUUGGGUUUCCGGCUUUGACGUGGGCCUUCCGUAUGAUCCGGGAGAGUGUCAGGUGUUCGAUUAUCACCGUGGCCUUCUGAUGAUCUCCUACUUCAGUACAUCGAAUAUACUGCUCCAGGGAUUUUUACAGCCACCCCAUACAGGAGAAGGGGAUUCUCGCAUUCGGCUGAAAGUGGAAACAAACACUCGCAGGCUCCUUGAGCAAGCCGACGAGCUGUAUCAAUCCGAAAGACGACUUCCGCCUACCCUGGGUAUGGGCAUGAUAUACAACGCGAUCAGCCUGUAUCUCGAGCUUGAGGAAUGGAGACGAACCAGAACGGCGGAGCUAGCCUCGCUUGAACCAGCUUUCAGGUGCCUCGCUGGGUUGAAAAGGUCUGCACCAAAGGAAACUUCUCUGCAGAUGGCUCUCGGUCAUUUGCAAAAUAGGAUCACAAUCCUGGAAAGGUCAAAGGUUACCGGAAUCAAAUAUGACCUCCCAUUACUCGAAACGUCGCCAUCAGAUAUUGACUUUCUUACGCCCGUGAAGUUCGAAGCCUGGCUGGACUACGAGCUCGAUGGCAGCAAAAGACCGGACCUUGUUACAUGCAUGAGUCCAGCCGGCCAAUUGGAACGGGCUGCCCAGGGCCCGUAA
Messenger RNA from Cladophialophora immunda, 1692 nucleotides. RefSeq lists its product as uncharacterized. Lineage: Eukaryota; Fungi; Ascomycota; Eurotiomycetes; Chaetothyriales; Herpotrichiellaceae. The transcript is spliced from 3 exons. Gene Ontology annotation, biological process: DNA-templated transcription. The record is from RefSeq and is a predicted model, not a curated record. Gene Ontology annotation, molecular function: zinc ion binding; DNA binding. The coding region runs from base 1 to 1692 and encodes 563 amino acids.